AGACAAGGCUGCACCCGGCUUCCCUUCCACAGGGAGACCUAAGGGCACCUCUCCCCGCGCCGCCCGCGCUUCCCGGAGCCCCGGAGUCGCGACACCCCAGGGAUGUGAGUGCGCCCCCGACCUGAGGCCCGCGCUCCACGCUUAGAUCCGCGGCCUGUGCCCCAGACGACCCCAGCCUGCAGCCCCCGCGCCUUCCUGAGGCCCGCCUGGAGCAUGUUGCCUGCGGCCAUGAAGGGCCUCGGCCUGGUGCUGCUGGCCGCUCUGCUGUGCUCUGGCCCCGCUCAUGGCCUGUGGUGCCAGGACUGCACGCUGACCACCAACUCCAGUCAUUGCACCCCGAAGCAGUGCCCGCCGGCAGACACGGUGUGCGCCAGCGUCCGGAUCACAGAUCCCAGCAGCAGCAGGAAGGAUCAUUCUGUGAACAAGAUGUGUGCCUCGUCCUGCGCCUUCGUGAAGCGGCACUUUUUCUCAGACUAUCUGAUGGGCUUCAUUAACUCUGGGAUCUUGAAAGUAGAUGUGGACUGCUGUGAGAAGGAUUUGUGCAACGGGGUGGCGCUGGCGGGGCGCAGCUCCUGGGCCCUGGCGGGGGGACUCCUGCUCGGCCUGGGGCCCACCCUCCUCUGGGCUGGGCCCUGAGGUCCCCUCCCUCCCGCAGAGCUUCUGAACUCGUCCCGCCAGACCUGAGCCUGUGGCUGCCCCCUCCCCAGCCUGGCCUGGCUGAAGCUGGGGGCAGCCUUGGCCUGUCCACAGUCUGUGGCCCCCGCCCCUCCCUGUCUCUCCACCAGCUCCAAGUCCCAGCCAGCAGGACAUCUCCAGGAAUCAGGCGUCCAGCAGGAGGCUGGGACCCCGGGCCUCGGAGGGGAAGCCAGGCUGAGCCAGGCCCCGCCCGAUGGCCUGGCUGUGAGGGCAUCCUCUACGGAGAAGUAAAGUCACUUCUGAG
This is a messenger RNA of Aethalodelphis obliquidens (Pacific white-sided dolphin), 940 nucleotides long. RefSeq names its product lymphocyte antigen 6 family member H (gene LY6H). The record is from RefSeq and is a predicted model, not a curated record. Gene Ontology annotation, molecular function: acetylcholine receptor binding; acetylcholine receptor inhibitor activity. The transcript has 4 exons. Gene Ontology annotation, cellular component: plasma membrane. The coding region runs from base 214 to 636 and encodes 140 amino acids. Gene Ontology annotation, biological process: acetylcholine receptor signaling pathway. Lineage: Eukaryota; Metazoa; Chordata; Mammalia; Artiodactyla; Delphinidae.